CAUCAACCCUCCGUUAUCUUAAGAAAUCUAGAUAACGACAGCUCGCGCAUUAAUCGCGUAACGUACACAUUUUGCGUGAUAAUCACAGUUCCGGCGGAUGUGCGAAUAAUUCUCUAGUCAAGGUAACCGAGAGAAACAAAAUUGUCUGUCGUGCACAAAAGCGAUGCAACGAAAUCAGUUCAUCAUCCGGUACAGAUGAUGUUAGUCGCGAAUGCGAAAUCGAAAAUACAUCAGUAUCUUGCGUUAUCCGUUGUGUACGGAAAGAAUAAUUUAGAGCAUUAAACAUCUUCUCUGGAAGCAUUAAACGAUAAUUUUUUUACAAAGUCGAUCGCCGCUUAUUCCUUCUAUGAGGAAAAUUAUUUUGUUAUGUAAAUUAAUUUCUAUCUCUUAAUUUAAAUUAAUUUUUGGUAUUUAAAUAAUUGUUAGAAUCGUUUCUUAAAAUCAAUUAAAAAGUAGAGAAUUUUAAUCCUUACUAAGGUGACCAUCUAUUUAAAUUAAUAUUUAGAAAAAUGUACUGCUUAUUGCUGUUGCUUUUACUGCCAAUAGUAACUUCGAAACCGUGCGAGUAUUCCGAGUAUCAAUAUUAUAUGUGCCAAAAUAAUUCUCUCUCUUGCCCUGGCAAUCAGAAAUGCACAUUCAUCGAACACUGCCCGGCGGUUGUAUCUCUAAUGGAACGAAACGAGCUCUCCGCCCACAGAUUACGGCAAGCUGUAUGUGGAUACGAUCGAACGCGCAUGAAAAUUUGCUGCAGCGUAGACAGUAAUUCCGAACGGCCGAUAUAUACGAAUCAGGAUACAUAUCUGACGCAAUCAUCUUCCAACUCUCAUUGUGGAAAGAGUCUUAUUCGAAAUAACAUAGACAGUUUGGGAUCGUAUCCUUUCGUCGCGAGGAUCGGUUUUGCAAAUACAUUAACGAGUGAGAUCAAAUACUUGUGCAAUGGCGUGAUUGUUAAUGAGCGUACAGUAUUAACUACAGCUACAUGCGCACUCGCGAAAUCGGACAGAUACAAAUUAUGCUCUGUGCUUAUUGGUGAAUAUAAUACAGAGUCGAAUCCAGAUUGCAAUCAAUUAUUUUGCGGACGUAAUACCAGUAGCCACGAUAUAUCGUAUGUGAUAAAACAUCCGGGCUAUGACGCCGCAAGUUUUUCCAGUAACGUUGCCUUACUUCGUUUAAAGAAGGCUAUCAAUUUUACAGCCACAGCGCAACCAAUCUGUUUUAUACCAGAAGACAGAUAUGUCAGCUUGGAAAGUACAUGCACCGUUGUUGGCUGGGGAAAAUUGUCCAGUCAAAAAGCACAACCACCGACGCAACAGUCAUUACAACUAAAACUCGUACCUAAGCAACAAUGCUCAGAUUAUUCAAGCCACGGUCUGUCUGUUGAAUUAUGUGCCAAAGGGAAUUGUGAACCUUGUUCAGGUUACAGUGGAAGUCCUCUAUUAUAUAAAUAUGCAGACACAUAUUUCCUGGUAGGAAUCCUAUCAUAUGGGUCUAGUUGCGACUCAAGCACCAUUUUUCCAUCUGCGUUCAUAAAUGUACAGAAAUACACAAGAUGGAUCUUAGAGAAUUCUUAAGAUUGCAAAUGCAACCGUCUCAAAAUGGCACUUAAGAAC
Molecule: messenger RNA, 1610 nt
Organism: Cataglyphis hispanica
Lineage: Eukaryota; Metazoa; Arthropoda; Insecta; Hymenoptera; Formicidae
Product: phenoloxidase-activating enzyme 1-like
Exons: 7
Coding region: 510-1571 (353 amino acids)
Biological process (GO): proteolysis
Molecular function (GO): serine-type endopeptidase activity
Source: RefSeq, a predicted model, not a curated record